Molecule: messenger RNA, 1128 nt
Organism: Propithecus coquereli (Coquerel's sifaka)
Lineage: Eukaryota; Metazoa; Chordata; Mammalia; Primates; Indriidae
Gene: SATL1
Product: spermidine/spermine N1-acetyl transferase-like 1
Exons: 6
Coding region: 1-1128 (375 amino acids)
Cellular component (GO): cytosol
Molecular function (GO): N-acetyltransferase activity
Source: RefSeq, a predicted model, not a curated record
AUGAGUCUCCUUACCUGCGGCCGCCGCCGCCAGUCAGGCUAUGACCGCGCUCUGGAUUGCUGCGGGGGGCGGCAGCUGUGGAUCCGCACGAAUCAACUGGACAUGAGCAAAUCAGACAUGAACCAAUCAAGUUUACCAGACAUGAAUGAAACAGGCACAAGACAGCCAAGCAUAAGCUUAAUUGGUAUGAACCAACUGGACAUGAAUCAACCAAGCACAAGCCUACAUGACAUGAACCAACUGGGCAUGAACCAACAGAGCAUGAGUGAACCACCCAUGAGGCAACCAGGCACAAACAGAAGCCUCCCAGACAUAAACCAACCCGGCAUGAAACAACCAGGCACAUGGCAACUAGGUAUAAGCCAAUCAGACAUACGCCAACCAGGCUUGAGCCAGCCAGGCAUGUCGCAACCAGGCAUGAGCCAACCAGUCCCGAGACACCCAGGCACGUCACAACCAGGCAUGAGCCAACAACUAUACACGAGCCAAUCAGAUACAACUCUAUCAAGCAGUACACAACUAGGCUCGAGCCAAUCAAGUACGAGUCAACUACACAUGAGUCAACUAGGUAGGAGCCAACCAGGCGUGUGGCAACCAGUGCUGAGCCAGCCACGCAUGUGGCAACCAGGCCUGAGCCAACCAGUCCUGAGCCACCCAGGCAUGUGGCAGUCAGGCAUGAGUCAACCAGUUCUGGGCCACCCAGGCAUGUGGCAACCAGUCCUGGGCUACCCAGGCAUGUGGCAACCAGUCCUUGGUCAACCAGGCAUGUGGCAACCAGUCCUGGGUAUGUGGCAGCCAGGUCCAAGUCACCCAGACCUGAGCCAACUAGGCCUGAGUCAACCAAACCCAAUCCAACUAGAUGAGAGCCAGUCAUGCACGAGCGAACCAAGCAUGAAUUUUCUCCAAGUAAGACCUGCGGAGCCUCGAGACUGCCCAGAAAUCCUACAAAUGAUUAAAAUAGCCAUCAGAAGCCAAUGUAACUGCAUGCAAUUUCUUGUCGUCAUUUGGAAUGAGGCUUCUGUUGAGUACUACACUCGUCGAGGGGCUUUAGACCUUUCCUCUGAAGAGGGCUGGCAUCUGUUCAGGUUUAACAGAGAAGAACUCAUGGACAUGGCAAGGGAAGAAUGA